Messenger RNA from Biomphalaria glabrata, 2461 nucleotides. Its product is annotated as TAR DNA-binding protein 43-like. The transcript is spliced from 6 exons. Gene Ontology annotation, biological process: regulation of gene expression. The record is from RefSeq and is a predicted model, not a curated record. NCBI's taxonomy places the organism in Eukaryota, Metazoa, Mollusca, Gastropoda, Planorbidae. Gene Ontology annotation, molecular function: RNA binding. Gene Ontology annotation, cellular component: nucleoplasm. Bases 121 to 1536 code for a protein of 471 amino acids.
GCUUUAUCAACGUCUUCCUUUCCUCCGCCAUCUUGUAACUCCUGCAUGAAUUUAGAAAUUGUUUGUUGUAGUAAAUUGAUAAAAAAAAUUGUUUUAGAGUUGAAUUUAAGGUAAGCCACUAUGGCACAAUAUAUUCAAGUCGUUGAGGACGAAAGCGACGAACCAGUUGAAAUUCCCAGUGAACCGGAUGGCACUUUGCUGUUGACAACACUUUCUGCACAGUUUCCUGGUGCUUGUGGCUUGAAAUACCGCAAUCCAGAUUCUGGCGCUUUUCGUGGAAUUCGCCUUGCUGACGGAAUUUUGCAUCCACCUGAUGGCAUUUGGGGAAAUUUUCAGUAUCUUGCUGUGUUUCCCAAGGGUAAAGAGAAUAAAAGAAAAGGUGAAGAUGGUUAUGACAAUCCUGUGGCUAAAACCAAAAGGCUAGAAAAUCAGAAAUGUUCAGAUCUCAUUGUUCUUGGUUUGCCUUGGAAGAGUACAGAGGAAGAUUUAACAAAGUACUUUCAACAGUUUGGUGAACUUAUUUUAGUUCAGGUUAAAAGAGACACCAAAAGUGGCCAGUCCAAAGGGUUUGGUUUUAUUCGCUUUGUCAACUAUGAAUCUCAAGUGAAAUGUUGUGCUCAGCGUCACAUGAUAGAUGGAAGAUGGUGUGAUGUAACGAUUCCCAAUUCCAAACAUCCUAUUCAGCACAGAUCAUCAUCAUCAUCCCGUCAAGGCUACAACUUUAAACCCUAUGCGAAACAAGCAGUUGGCAGCUUUUCCUUUGGGUCUGGGUCUGGUUAUGAAGAUGAUCUAGAUGGAGGUUAUCGCCAGGAGGGUAAUAACCAGAUGAUGAAUCGUAAAGUGUUCAUUGGACGUGUAACAGAGGAUAUCAGUGCUGAGGACCUCAGGAAUUACUUUAACAAAUUUGGCGAAGUUGUGGAUGUCUUUAUUCCUAAACCAUACAGAGCUUUUGCUUUUGUCACUUUUGCUGAUGCUGAAACAGCGCAAGCCUUGUGUGGGGAGGAUCAUAUUAUUAAAGGAGCUAGUGUUCAUGUUAGCAGUGCUGCGCCCAAGUCAUUUGAUAAGGGUUCUGACCGGAAAGGUUUUGGACAAGGUGGUGGUGGAGGAGGAGGUUACAAUCAAGGUGGUGGUUGGGCUCAGGGUAGAGCCUCUGCACCUGGACCAGUUGGCGGUAAAGUAGCUAAUGGUGCUGAUGGACUGGGAGGAAACCUUGGUAUGAACCUCCUGAAUUCUGCCAUGCUGGCUGCUGCCCAAGCCAUGCUCCAGAACCAGGGAGGAUGGGGCGCUUUAAACCAAGGACCAUCCCAAGGGGGUAGUGGGGGAAAUAUGGGAGGUGGGGAUCACCAAGCCCCUCCACCUAUGGCACCAUUAUCUAACCAGGGUGGGUUUGGAAGCAUGGGUGGAGGAAGUGGAGGGGGAGGUGGUGGCAGUGGAGGAAAUUGGUGGAGCAAUGAGGGUAGUUCCACAUCUGGAGGUCAUUAUAGUGGAUGGGGUGGAUCUCAUGGAGCUAGAGGGGGCAGUGGUGGUUGGAGCUAAAUCACUACUUUUAAAUGUGUGAAAGCCAGACAACCAAUGUUUGCAGAUGUGAUUGGAUGAACUAGAAAGUUUGAAUAUUAAUAAUGUUUGAGUAGUUUUUAUUGGAUCAGAUGUAUGCGAGUCUAAAGCUAAGUAACUUUUUUUUUGUAAAUAGAAUUCCUUUCUUCAUGUCAUUGGUGUAAAUGUUGUCAAAUAGAACUCUCUAAAGAACUCUUAUUCCAACUUUGCAUUCAGCUCCUUUUCAUUGACAUAAUUACAACGCUUCAUAUGGUUUUAUCAAUUUAAAAAUGUUUUUUUUUUAAUCAUAUCUUUGCUUUUCUUUUAAUCUACGUCACUAUUAUUUUACAUGUUGAGCUUGAUCAUUUUUGUAAGAUUUUUUUUUUUUUUUGUGGGUUGCUUGAUUGAUUUCUAGUUGUUGCAAGAUGUUUUAGAAAUUUGUGGCUAAGAUUUGAACUAGAGUGAAAGUGGCCGCUUGUAGCUAUCUUCACUCAGUUUUGAGCUCAAUGAGUGUGAAGUCUCCUCUAGCAGAAUGGGAUUUGUGAAUCUGAUGAAUGGACUUUGUUGCAGUGCAGGCAUGACUGGCUAGUGUGCUAGGACACAGAAGACCAUUUAAACAAUUGACUGAAGUCUCUCCGUUCCACUGCAACAAUCUGAAGGUCUCAAAUCCCAUCCAUUAGUAACAAUUAAUCAAGCAAUCCUCGUCUCAUGGAUCUUUAGGAUUCAUUCUGAUACUACUAUGUUGUUGUUUAUCGAAUUAAAAAAAAACAAAAAACAUUCAUCAAUUAAGUGUAAACAAAAAAAUGAAGUGAUUUGUCUACUUUUGAUUUUCUGUUUUUAUGUGCACUUUGUUUCUAUUUUGAGAAUUGUCAAAAGGAGAAAAUAAUUCAGAAAACAAAAUUAUUAAAUGGUCUUCAUAUCAAUCGUA